Molecule: messenger RNA, 2431 nt
Organism: Ziziphus jujuba (common jujube)
Lineage: Eukaryota; Viridiplantae; Streptophyta; Magnoliopsida; Rosales; Rhamnaceae
Product: serine/threonine/tyrosine-protein kinase HT1
Exons: 3
Coding region: 683-2161 (492 amino acids)
Biological process (GO): protein phosphorylation
Molecular function (GO): ATP binding; protein kinase activity
Source: RefSeq, a predicted model, not a curated record
CUUUAUUAUUUUUUAUUAAAUUCUCCUCCUUCAUCUCAAUUAAAAAAGUUUCAUUUUACCGUAAUUCCUUUUCCGAAAUGGCAACAUCAGCUGUCAACCCCGCGACCUCCCUCUCCUCCCAGACCCGCAUCUCCUUCGCCGGCGCUUCCUCUCCCUCGUGGCGAACGUCUCCGGUAUCUCAGACCUCCGGCGCUCUCUCUCUUUUUCAUAAAUCUCUCACUAUCUUCCUCUCACUGUUUAGAUACUGGGUCCGCCGCCGGUGACCAUCGGAACUCCUCUCCGGUACUUCCAUACAGGGCCACGAGCCCUCCAGCUCAUGUAUCCUCUCAUUUUAUCAGCGACUCUCUAUCUCUCACUAUCUAUUUGAGGGCUCGUAUAUAUCUAUCCUAAAUGGGUUUGUGAAAAUAAAUUAGAGUUUGUUAGUCUCAUACGCAAUGGGUAUUGAUGGUUUUCUGAUUUUAUUGAUGGAAAAGUUUGAUUUUUAUUAGUUUACACGUUUGGAUUGUUGAUAUGUUUGGAAAAAAUAAAAAAAUUUGGGUUCUGGUGUUGUUUUGAGUAGGAAUUCCCUAUUGUUUUCCAAUCCUUCUUCUCAGUAGAAAAAGGAGAAGAAGGUGCAGAAGAGGAAGAUUCAGGAGGUUUUGAAAGGGAGUGUUUCAAGGAAUUAUUGACGGGAAAAAAAUUGAUGGAGGAAGACGCUAGCUCUUGGAUCAGAAGAACAAAAUUUUCCCACACUGUUUGUCAUCGUUGGGACUCUUCAAGAUUGGCCUCCGUUCCUUUCAUUGUUCAGAUAGACUGGAUUUCGGGGUUGAACUCUAGACCCACAAACAGGGAAACUCCUGGUAAUCAUAACGAAAAUCCAAGUUAUUCACAGAUCCAGAGAAAUCCCAUUACCAACAAGCAGAGAUCUUUAUCACCUCUACCGGAGACUCUACUUUCCGAUGAGUUUAAGGAAGUUCGAUCUGAUCGGAAGAGAUUCUCAACUCCCAACCGUAGGAGGAAAGAGAUAGACAAGGGAAUUGUGGGAAAUGUUUUCCACAAGGAUUCCCAUGUAUCCAAGGCAUGGAACUCGAGUACUAGCCCUCUCAGGCAUCUAGCUUCCAUGAAAGUUAAUAACAAGUUGAAGAACCGGAAGGAAUCGCCGUGGGCCAAGUAUUUUGAUCAUACUGGUGGAAGGGUUACUGCUGUGGAAGCAGCAGAUGAAUGGAGUGUUGAUAUGUCACAGUUAUUUCUUGGGCUUAAAUUUGCUCAUGGAGCUCAUAGCCGGCUUUACCAUGGGAUUUACUUUGAUGAACCUGUUGCCGUUAAGAUUAUUAGGGUCCCAGAUGAUGACGAAAGUGGAGCCUUGGCAGCACGAUUAGAGAAACAGUUUAGCAGAGAAGUUCAUCUUCUCUCUCGUCUUCACCAUCAAAAUGUCAUAAAGUUCAAAGCAGCAUGCAGAAAGCCACCAGUUUAUUGUGUCAUCACCGAAUAUUUAUCAGAGGGUUCCUUGAGAGCAUACUUGCACAAACUCGAACAUAAAUCUCUACCGUUACAGAAGCUAAUUGUUAUUGCCUUGGACAUAGCAUGUGGAAUGGAAUUCAUUCACUCACAACGUGUUAUUCAUAGGGACUUAAAGCCUGAAAACAUUCUUAUUGAUCGAGACUUCCGCCUGAAAGUUGCUGAUUUUGGUAUAGCAUGCGAGGAGGCAUAUUGUGAUUCUUUGGCAGAUGACCCAGGCACUUACCGAUGGAUGGCACCUGAGUUGAUCAAGCAUAAAUCCUAUGGGCGGAAAGUUGAUGUGUACAGUUUUGGAUUAAUUUUAUGGGAAAUGGUGGCAGGGACAAUCCCAUAUGAGGAUAUGAACCCCAUUCAAGCUGCAUUUGCCGUAGUGAAUAAGAAUUUGAGGCCUGAUAUCCCGGGGGACUGUCCGCCUGCUAUGCGAGCUUUGAUCGAACAGUGUUGGUCCUUGCAACCAGAUAAAAGGCCAGAGUUUUGGCAGAUAGUUAAGGUACUAGAACAAUUUGAAUCUUCACUUGCAUAUGAUGGAACUUUGAGUCUUGUGCUUAACCAAACUGGCCAUGAUCAUAAGAAGAAACUUCUUCUCUGGAUUCAGAAGCUUGGUCCUGUGAAUUCUAAUAGUUUGUCUAUGUCAAAGCCAAAACCAAGGCGAAAAUUAUAUUGAAUCUUUGGUAGAACCUGGUAAAUUGUAAUUGAAAAAAGGACCUGGUCCAUUUUUCUAAGCCUUUUUAUUAGUGUUACUCACAGUCAUGUGUCACAAAUUGGUUAGGUUGUAUGCAAACAAGCAUUAAAGUGAGUAAAUGCUUUUACACAUCUAUGUACACAGCAAACAUAAAUACAUACGUAAAUGAUCUUCAUAUAACAUCGCUAAGCUUAUUUUGGACAGAGGUGAUGUAUCACCUUAUCAUUUCUUAAUAUAUACAUAUAUUUUCAA